CGAACCUCCAUUCUACCUUUCAAGGUCAUCUUUUUCUCCGAGGUUGUCUUUUUUUUUGCAUUGAAGUGAAGUUUAUUCAACUGGCCGACCAUCGACGGUUCCGGCGCGUGCUCUCCACGUUCGACAAGCGCUGAACAGUACUGCGUAGUCCGUCCUGGCCCACUUGGUUGGUUUUUCCGGCCAACGAAGGCCUGUAGAUGUUUACAGGUAAGCCAGCGGCAUUCAACAUUUUUUGCUAUAUAGUCAUACUGACUUGCUCUUUCUUUUUCCCAAUUUCCUUCGUUCAAUCUGAUUUCUCAUUGGUUGCUUCUCCAUUUUUUUAUUGGUCAUUUGAACACCGAUUUUUUUUGUGACUUUAAAAGUUGA
Messenger RNA from Radiomyces spectabilis, 366 nucleotides. RefSeq lists its product as uncharacterized. The record is from RefSeq and is a predicted model, not a curated record. Bases 198 to 353 code for a protein of 51 amino acids. The transcript is spliced from 3 exons. Lineage: Eukaryota; Fungi; Mucoromycota; Mucoromycetes; Mucorales; Radiomycetaceae.